AUGGAAAGGGUGGCACUGGCACGCCUAGGGUGGAUUGCGGCCCAACUCCAGUACUUCCCGGAGCAGCAGACAGGCUUCAGGCGCCAACGCUGCACGGCAGACUCUAUCUCCGAUGUGGUGGCCACCCUGGAGGAUGCCAAAGCCACGGGAGACGUGGCAAUGUUGGUGCUUCUGGACGUCAAGAGUGCCUUUGACGGACUUCCACACGCGGUCAUCGAGGCCUGCCUAGACCGCCUCGGCCAGAGCGGCUGCCUCAGACGCUUCAUUUCCGCAUUCCUGACCGGCAGAACCUUCCGGGACUGGAGACGUGAGGUUCCCGGGUUCCUCUUUCUGGAGUGCUCUGGAUGCAGCAGGGACAGCGCUGGUGGAGCGGCAUUUACUCAUUCUACGCCCAGCGCCCAUGAUGAUACAGCAACCCAUCGUCCAGCGGAGCCCCGAGGGGAGCCGCGCAAGGAACGCACCGCCUUCAGCCGCAGCCAAGUGGAGACACUCGAGGCGGAGUUCUCGCAACGGAACUACCUGACCCGGCUUCGGCGCUACGAGAUCGCCCUGGCUCUGGACCUCACCGAACGGCAGGUCAAGAUAUGGUUCCAGAACCGGCGCAUGAAGUGCAAGCGCAGCCGGACCGCAGUCAAAGCGGAGUGGUCACCCAGUCCAUCGGUACCGAAGAGCCCUUUCCUGCUGCAGGCUGACGCAGAUCAAAAGAAACUCGUACCAGCGUGCUGUGCCGACAUUUCCGAACCCAACUGUUUCAACUAAUAAUAGGACUACGUAACACUUAAUUUCUUUUCUGCCUCAUUGCGACGUAUAUCGCAUCUCCUUUCAGACAACUGAAACCAGCUUUACUCGAGGCAUGGUUCUGAGUCAUAAGAUACUCGGAGCAUGGCCAUAUCCGUGCGUGCUGCAAAAAGCUGUUUGUGCCCCAGUGCAGUUUUUGACGUCCAGUGGGCUGGAUGAACAGUUUACGGCCCUCCUGUGCAACCUCCCGCCUGCACACAGUGUCCACUCUCUCCCUAUUUGCUUCUAACCAUUCCUUCUUUCCUUUACCACCAGUGCAGGGUAGCAAAACAGGACAGUCGCCUGGUUGAUCGUCUGUCUUUCCACUCAUUGCUUCCUUUUUCUUUCUGGUCGAUGUACGACCCUAUCAGAAUUGCAAUGCUAUGCGCAACUCUUAAACGACGUUAGGCUGGGAGAAAAUAUGCUUAUAUCUUACAUCCAUAUAUGCAAAGUAAACGCAGCAAAGCCUUCUAUUGGAGUUGGGUCACUGUAUAAAAUACUCAACGCAACGAGCUAAGAAAAUG
Messenger RNA from Dermacentor silvarum, 1301 nucleotides. Its product is annotated as homeobox protein Nkx-3.2. Lineage: Eukaryota; Metazoa; Arthropoda; Arachnida; Ixodida; Ixodidae. Gene Ontology annotation, biological process: regulation of DNA-templated transcription. Gene Ontology annotation, molecular function: DNA-binding transcription factor activity, RNA polymerase II-specific; DNA binding. The record is from RefSeq and is a predicted model, not a curated record. The transcript is spliced from 4 exons. Bases 1 to 759 code for a protein of 252 amino acids.